Messenger RNA from Echinostoma caproni, 978 nucleotides. The record is from the annotation of a GenBank genome assembly. Lineage: Eukaryota; Metazoa; Platyhelminthes; Trematoda; Plagiorchiida; Echinostomatidae.
AUGGCCCGAGAACUAUAUUCCGGAGACGAAGAGUUGGAUGAUGAUGAUGAUGAUAAUGAUAUCGAAGAAAAUGAGCAACAAGAAGCGGACUACAUUGACAAAGGUGUUCAAUCGGCUUCUGAGGAAGAAAAUGCUCAGCCCAAAGCAAAAACAACAUAUUCUACAUCCCCAAGCAGUUUUGAACCAGCAGGAACCCCGUCUAAAUUUACUUCCGCCUUCUAUGACCGUCCAAAUCUACCAAGUCCACUUUCCAGUAAAAUGAGGGCAUACAGCACAUCCAAAUCAUCGGAAAUUACGGCUCCCAUUAUUGCACGAGCUGACCAACCCGGGUCAAAAAUCAAACCGUUAAGUGAUCUCCGUUCACGGUUAAACUUUGAAGAAUUACGAAGAAAAUGGGAUGAACGUGUUGCUCGAGAACAGUUACAUUUGGAUGAACAAUGUGAUCGUAGUCGCGGAGAAGAGUCGCAAGUGGAUCGGAUUUCUCACCAUGAGGGACAUCGUGGCACGGCUGUCACAUCCAUUUUGCCCACGAUCGACCGGAAAUCGCGUUCUGGUGAUGAAACACGCCGAGGUAAAUCGUUCACCGAUGGGAGAAAUCAAAGCCCGUCGUCAGUUUCACCGGAAAGUGCAUCCAAAUCCCGAUAUUUAUUCAAUCGAAGUAACACAUUUCCGGAUCGUAUACAUACCUCCGGUUCCAGUUCACGGGUGACAGAUACAACAGACCACAACGAACCGUACGCACAAUCUCCACACUCAGUCCUGUCUGAGCCAGCAACGGAUAGAGAGGAAAAAGAGGCAAAGUUCUCGUACAAUCACGAAAAGCUCCGGGUGAGCCAGGAGAAUAUCGGUCAUUUGAGUCCUCUGGCACGGGGUAAGGAGUUUCAACUGUUGCUGAGAUCACCUCAAUCUCAGAGUUUGCAUUUAUCACCGAUGAAUGAGUGUAUCAUUUUUUCUUCACGUGGCAUUUUUUCUACUUAG